This is a messenger RNA of Trichomonas vaginalis G3, 744 nucleotides long. RefSeq names its product histone-lysine N-methyltransferase family. Bases 1 to 744 code for a protein of 247 amino acids. The record is from RefSeq and is a predicted model, not a curated record. Gene Ontology annotation, biological process: positive regulation of transcription by RNA polymerase II. The transcript has a single exon. NCBI's taxonomy places the organism in Eukaryota, Parabasalia, Trichomonadida, Trichomonadidae. Gene Ontology annotation, cellular component: nucleus. Gene Ontology annotation, molecular function: transcription cis-regulatory region binding; protein binding.
AUGGGCUACGAUAAUAUUCUUAAAAAUGCCGUAGACAACGAAGGAAAAACUGCUUUACAUUAUGCAGCUAUAAAUGAUAAUAUCGAAGUUUUAGAUAAACUGAUCUAUUCUCCCGGCCGCAAUAUUAAUGCUGCUGACAACGAAGGAAAAACUGCCCUACACUAUGCAGCUAUAAAUGACAAUUCUGAAGUUGUAAAUGCUCUGAUCUAUUCUGAAGGCUGUGAUGUUAAUGCUGCUGACAAGGAUGGAAAAACUGCCCUACACUAUGCAGCUAUAAAUGAAAAUUAUCACGCUGCAAAUGCUCUGAUCCAUUCUGAUGACUGUGAUAUUGAUGCUGUUGACAACGAAGGAAAAACGGCUUCACACUACGCAGCUAUAAAUGAAGAUGAUUCCAUCAUAGAUUUGCUGACUGAUUUAGGUUAUCGCUGCGAUUGGGAUUUAUCUGAUGAUGAGGGAAAACUUCCUCUUCACUAUGCAGUAAUAAGUGGUAAUAUUGCAAUUGCGAAAAAGAUCAAAAAAUCCACUUGUUCUUUUCCACACCAUGAUAACAAUUUUAAGAGUCCUCUUCAUUAUGCAGCCAACGAUUAUAGAAUGUUCUUUACACUAUGUACUCGUAGAUAUUAUGAUGGACAUACAUCGGUAUACGAUCGUAAUCCAUAUACAUUAGAAGAUGCCUUGGAAUGCUAUGAUGAGGCUGCGCAGAGCAUAAAAUAUGAUAUUGCUGCGUGGGAGGGUGGUAUGUAG